Messenger RNA from Malaclemys terrapin pileata, 644 nucleotides. RefSeq names its product leukocyte cell-derived chemotaxin-2-like. The transcript is spliced from 4 exons. The coding region runs from base 35 to 493 and encodes 152 amino acids. Lineage: Eukaryota; Metazoa; Chordata; Testudines; Emydidae. The record is from RefSeq and is a predicted model, not a curated record.
CUCGAACAGAGAACUCUGGCGAAACAGCUGUAACAUGUUCCCACUCAAAGUGAUUGUUUUUGUUGCCUUGGUUUCCAUUGUUGCUGCAGGACCAUGGGGACAGAUAUGUGCUGGGAAUCCUAGGAACAAAGUAAGGGGCUGUGACAAAUUUGGCUGUGGACAUUAUGGAGCUCCAAGGAUUGUAGGAGGAAAGCACCGGGGAGUGGACGUAAUAUGCAGAGAUGGAUCAACAGUGUAUGCACCUUUUAGUGGCACAAUUGGGGGACGAGUUAACCCGUAUAGGAAGAAUAAUGCCAUUAAUAAUGGCCUCCUCCUCCGUGGAUCAGGUUUCUGCAUACAUAUGUUCUACAUCAGGCCAGUUCGAUACCGUGGUUGGAUCAAUAAGGGACAAAAAAUUGGAGUAAUGCUGCCAAUGCAAAGAGUAUAUCGUGGUAUGACAUCCCAUGUUCACGUCCAGAACUGUAACCGCUUAGAUCCCACUCGCAAUUUAUAAACGGAAAUGUACAUUCAAUGGAAAUGUACAAAAUCCCAAAUAAAAUCAUCUGAGCAAACAAAAGCAAAUUUCUUCUCCUCCUCCACAGACUGUAUGUAGUCCAUGGGAAAGGAAAAGACAUUUUACACAUGCAGCAAAAUAAAAAUGCAUA